AUGCAGCUCGAUCGAUCCGCCAUGGCCGCCUCCGCGGUCGUCCUCGCCGUCGCUGCUUCCCUCGCCGCGGUGCUGCCCGCCGCUCGCGCAGAGAUCAAGACGACGUCCAUUGUCUCCGACUCGCGCUCCGUGAUCCUGUUCGAGGAGUUCGGCUUCAGGCGCGGCGGCCGCGCCGCCGUCACCGCCACCGGCGUCGGGUGGAAGGUCCCCGAGGGGUCCCAGAUCAAGGCCGCGGACCCGACCCUCAUGGGCUUCUUCCUCAUCUCCAACUCCCUCAUCUACCUGAUCAACAACGAGUCCGACUACGCCGAGGCCACUGGCACCGCCUUCUGCCCGCUCACCAGCAAGUACGUGCAGCCGCUCUUCCGGUUCAAGGAGAUCGCGCCCGACGGCACCGGGAAGGGCUCCCUGACCAUCGACGCCGACGACCAGUACACGGUGCUUUUCAGCAGCUGCCAGGACGGCGUCGAGGUCACCAUGGAGGUGCGCACCGAGAUGUUCAACGUCCGCCGCUCCGGCGCCAAGGAGUACCUGCCCGUCGGCCUGCUGCCGCUGCCGGGCAUCUUCGCGGCCGCGUCCGUCGUGCACUUCGUGUUCCUGGGAACGUGGCUGUACGUCUGCGUCAAGCACUGCAAGACCGCGGAGCGCAUCCACGCCGUGAUGGGCGCGCUGCUGCUGUUCAAGGCGCUCAAGCUGGCGUGCGCCGCCGAGGACCAGUGGUACGUGGAGCGCACCGGCACGCCGCACGGGUGGGACGUCGCCUUCUACGUGUUCGGCUUCUUCAAGGGCAUCCUGCUCUUCACCGUCAUCGUGCUCAUCGGCACUGGCUGGUCCUUCCUGAAGCCAUACCUCCAGGAGCGCGAGAAGAACGUGCUGAUGAUCAUCAUACCCCUGCAAGUGAUCGAGAACAUCGCGUCGGCAGUGAUCGGGGAGACGGGCCCGGCGGGGCGGGACUGGCUGGCGUGGAACCAGAUCUUCCUGCUGGUGGACGUCAUCUGCUGCUGCGCCGUGUUCUUCCCCAUCAUCUGGUCCAUCCGCAACCUGCGGGAGGCGUCCAAGACCGACGGCAAGGCGGCGCGGAACCUCCAGAAGCUCACCCUCUUCAAGCAGUUCUACCUGGUGGUCGUCUGCUACCUCUACUUCACCCGGAUCGCCGCGUCCGCCGUCGCCGCCGUGCUCAGCUACAAGUACCAGUGGGUCGUCAACGUCUCCAUCGAGACGGCGAGCCUCGCCUUCUACGUGUUCGUGUUCUACAACUUCCAGCCGGUAGAGAAGAACCCGUACCUGUAUGUCGGCGACGACGAAGAGGAGGCCGCGGGUGGGCAGCUUGAGAUGGAGAGCACUUUUGAGAUCUGA
This is a messenger RNA of Panicum hallii, 1356 nucleotides long. Its product is annotated as protein GPR107-like. Gene Ontology annotation, biological process: transport. The coding region runs from base 1 to 1356 and encodes 451 amino acids. Lineage: Eukaryota; Viridiplantae; Streptophyta; Magnoliopsida; Poales; Poaceae. The transcript has 2 exons. The record is from RefSeq and is a predicted model, not a curated record. Gene Ontology annotation, cellular component: membrane; Golgi apparatus.